This is a messenger RNA of Blepharisma stoltei, 5186 nucleotides long. NCBI's taxonomy places the organism in Eukaryota, Ciliophora, Heterotrichea, Heterotrichida, Blepharismidae. The record is from the annotation of a GenBank genome assembly.
AUGGAUGCGAAAUGACGCAGAGAUGAAAUAGAAAUGAAAGGUACACUUGCUGAUGUCAAAACCCCAGAUUUCCAAAGUAGACCCAACCAAAUUCUUCAAAACAUUGUCAAAGAGAAAAACGAAACCAGUGAUGACUUACAAAAAGCUUUUCUCUACGUCUCCAGCCAUCUACCACGCACAAUUGAAAUGCCUUUCCAAGGCAACUGCUUCCAAGCCAGUAAAAACUCCAAGUUUUUUGUUUUAGGGAGCAACAAAGGGAGAUUGGCAGUCACUGAUUCCAGAGAGAUAGUCAAAGAUAUUAACAUCGAAGUUGGAAUAAAAUCCCUUGUUCUUUAUCAUGACGAUACCUUUGUGUUUGUCGGGCUUGUUGAUAACAGCAUCAAAAAAUACCAGCUUUCAACGUUCGAGUUGGUAGAUGUUUACAUUUACAUUAAAAUGGUGUAGUGAGUCAAUACAUCCUCCUAGCACCUAUAGCCGGGGGUCUUGAAUUAUGGAAGGGAGAAUGGUAUCCUAAGACAUUUAUAAGCUGGUUUUGUUAAUCUGGUAGAGGAGCAGUGCUCGGGUGACCAGCCACAACUCACAUCAAGAUUGGUCUUUUUCAUCAUAGGAGCUGGAAUUUGGAUUUGAAAAGGAAUUACUAGAACUGUCUAUGACACUUCAUUCGGUUAAUGGACAACUCCCUAGGUGUUGCAUCCUAGGCUUUGAGUUUCCAUCUGGCUCAAAAGUUCGAUUUUCGAAUUUACUGGAAGGCAACCUGUGUUGGUGCCCACUUUUGGGAGCAGCUGUAUGCCCUUGUCAUGAUGGCAACUAAGCAGUUAGGUGUUAUGGAGAUAUAAUAUUUUUCCCAUGAAUAGAGCUAUUUGGCCAUGAAUUGGCCACGGAGUUGCUUUUUUGGUCUGACCAAGUAAUCUUGGUAAGACCAAAUUGAAUAAAAUCUUUAAUUUGGUCUGACCAAGAUUACUUGGUCGAACCAAAAAAGCAACCCUGUGGCAUUCAUGACCAAAUGGUGCUUUUCAUAGGAAAAAAUUAUAGUUUGUUUACUCCGGAAUUGCAAGCACUUCCUAAUAAGCAAUUAAUGCUAAUGGUAGAUACAUACAUUGGGCACCAAGAAAAAGUAACGAAACUCCUUUUAUCUAGAAAUGACUUAUUUCUUUUUUCAGCAAGCGCUGAUGGGACAAUCAGAGAAUGGCCAACAAACUCGCCAAAAGAAGCAGUUUCUCGCACUAUAUAUAAACAUGACAAUGAAAUUAUUGACUUUGAUUUAAGCUACGAUGGCGGGCAUUUUGCAAGCUCCUCAAAAAAUGAUGGAGUCCUAAAAGUGUUUUCAGCAGCUCAAAAUAAAGAUGUUGCAGUGAUCUCAAACGAGUACGGAGCAACAUUUUCUUGUGUCAAAUUUUCACCAAAAAAGACCUAUAGCGCUUUCCCGAGGAUGGCGCGGAAUGGCGCCAUCCUCGGGAAAGCCAGGAAGGCAUCCACACGGGAACUGGGAGUUCCACGUGUGGAUGCCAUUUUGACAUGUGGAAGUUGGAUCCCACAUGUCAAAAAUGGCAUCCACACAUGGAACUCCCAGUUCCCGUAUGGAUGCUUAGUUGACUUUCCCGAGGAUGGCGCCAUUCCGCGCCAUCCUCGGGAAAGCGCUAUACCUCGCUGCUGGAGAUAUGUACUGCAGAAUUACCAUUUGGAAUUUCACAAACUUAUCAGAGCCAUUGAAGUCUCUUGUAGGAAGUGAAGAUAAAAUAAGAGACUUGGCAUUUACAUAUGAUGAAAGUACACUUGUUUCUGCAAGCAAAGACACUAACAUAAGAUUGUGGAGUCUUAAUACCGCGCAUGACGAAAUUGUUUUGACUCAGCAUUCUGAAUCUGUAAAAGGAGUAAUCGUUGGAGAAGGAGAUCAACAUAUAUUUUCACUUGGAAAAGACUAUAAACUGAGAAUAUGGAAAAUUCCUAGGUUCAAGCGUCAUAGAAAACUACUAGAUCAUACCGACACAAUAUGAAGGCUAAAGUUUUCAAAAAACGGCAACCGCCUUUAUAGCAACUCUGGCGACCAAAGAAUCAUUGUGUGGGAGCAUUCCACUGGCGAAAAAAUCCAAGAAUUGUUCCACUACGCCGGAAUGUUUGCAAUGGCGUUAACCAAAGAUGAAAGUCAUCUUAUUUCUUGCACAGAUGACGGAAAAAUCAUUUUUUGGAAUCUGGAAACAUGAAAAAGAGACAAAGAGAUCUCAAGCGAAGAAGGCACAAUCAGAUCCUUAAUUGUGUCUAGCGCUUAUUUUAUUACAGGGGAUGAUGCUUUUCGUGUAGUUGUUUGGGACUUGAAAUCAUACAAUAUUGUCCAUAUUUUUAGAAGCCAUAGAUCAGCUGUUUGGUCUUUAACUGAUUAUGAGCCUGACAACAAACUUUAUUCAGGAGAUGAAAAAGGCUCGAUUAUGAUUCAUGAUAUGACCUUCAAUAAAACUGAUCAUGAAGAGCUUGAAGGCCACGGCACAAAAGUCCAACGCUUGAAAAUUAGCAGAAAUGGAGAAAUCUUGAUUUCAGGAUCAAGAGAUGGGGUUAUAAAGAUUUGGAGUGUCAAGAUGAACAGUCUCCUCAGAACCAUUGAAUACCAUACCGAUGUAUUAACUCCCUCAUCUUUAAAUUGAAAAAAUAUGGACAUUUCGCCUAUAUUGCCCGAUAUGGGCCGAAACCUCUCCUGUUGGUUUGGCCAACCUAAGUUAGUCAAACCGACUUGAGAGGAGUGCUCUCAAGCUUCGGCCCAUAUCGGGCAGUAUAGGCGAAAUGCCUAUAUUAGCUUAUAGCAAUUGGGGGCUUUUAGCCUCAAGUAAGCUGAUCUACUGGUCACAGCUAGUUUUUAUUUUCCAGCCUAAAUAAGUGACUGUUUGUGACCAGUAGACCAGUUUACUGGUGUGAAAACAGGCUGCAUUUUUUUAUAAAACCAAUUUAUAUCAAUAUAAUAAUUUAUAAAAAUUUAUUGAUUUAAAGUAAUAAUUUGUUUAAAUAGUAAUUUUCUUGCACUCUUCUAUUAAAAAUGGAAGAUCAUACUUAAUUUUGAAUUUUGGAGACAUUAAAUUGGUAAUCAAAGCUAUUUAUAUAUAAAUUAUGUUUUUAUUUAUAAAUAAAGGGAAGAGUAAGGGAAAUUUAUUGCACAAAGGACCAAAAGUACUUUUUUGUCUGCUCUGAAGAUAAGCAGAUGUCAAUUUUUGAUAUGAGAGAGUUCAGUUUAAUUACAUCGAUAUCCUUCAAGAAAAAGCUGAUGACCAUGGCUUUUACAGAAGACGAGCUUACUAUAGCACUUGCAGAAGAAUCUACAAUUACCUUGAUUGAGAAUCCAGUCUAUAUAGAUAGAAUUGGGUCUUCUGAUGUGAGAGUUUACGGCCCUGGCAGUGAUUAUAUGAACUUUUUAAGCUACUGCUCUCAGAUUAUGCUCAAUCAAAGUCCUGAUUAUGAUCCCCAAAUGGAUGCCUGAAUUAUUCAGCCAUUUAGACUAAAUGCUCUGCAUCUAUACGCAUAUUUCAACCUUCCAAAACAUUUAAAGCUCGGAAUUAAAAAUUUGGCACCAUUUAUUUCAACAAGGUAUGGGGAAACCGCACUUUCUCUAGCUCCUAUCAUUUAAAAACGAGCAAAACCUAUAGAAUUUUAUUAAAAUAUUGGUUCAUAAAUAAAAAAUCUUAUUUUAAAUUUAUUUUAGAAAAUAAAUUAAUUAUAUUCAAAAUAUUUAUACUCAAAAUGAAAAUCUGUAAUAUGAGUUCCAGGCAAUUUUUUUAAAAAAAUCUAUUAUCAUUAUUAGCGAAGGAUUAAGUCUUAAGAAAAAUUUUGGGAACUGUAUUCAGGCUAUUUUCAAAGUGUUUGAUAAACGCGCUGAAAAAAAUAUCCACAUUUUCAACUCUUUAGAAAAUUCAGUGAUUGACUUAAACAGAAAAGGAUUUCCAGUCUUAGAUCGAUUUUAUAAAACUAUAGUUAUAAGGUGAAAUGAUCAAGCAAUGCCCAAAUUUUGCAAGCCCAGCAAAAGUUUACCAAAAAUAAUUCAGUCUGAUUUCAUUAUCCCUAAAUGUGAGAAUUUUAUGAACCUUGCCCAAUACACAAAGGACGGAAAAGCAAUUAUGUUCUUGAUUGCUUUGGUCAGAAUAAACCUUACUAUGGGUUCAAAAGAAAGCUUAGAGUUUUUGGACAGUUUAGAAGAAUGCCCUGAAACAUCUAUUUUCAACACCUAUUUUAUCCAAACAAUUCUAAAGGAAAAAUGGAAAAGAAUUUGCUGAUUUUUAUACAUUCAAACAGCAAUCUAUAUAGGAUACUUAAUUUCAUUUGCCUGCUAUACUAGCAUGCACGACAAUGAAGGCAAAUAUUUGGUUCCUCCUUUUGUGUUCAACCAAAUUUUGACUGUCUACGAGAUCUUCCAAAUCUGGGUUGGAGGGAUUUAUUAUUGGAAAACAUGGACUAACUAUCUUGAUAUAGCAAGAAUCUUUUUAUUCGAUGCUUAUUCGCUUACCGUUUGGACAACCACAAUAGACGAUAUCGAAUACUUCGAAGCUGCCGUUAUUGCCCUAACAUGGUUCCGUGGGAUUACUUAUUUCAGGGUUUUCGAGCCUACUCGUUACUUGAUUAAUUUGCUUUACGAAGUUAUGUGGGAUAUGAUUCCAUUCUUAGUAACGCUGUUCUACUCUACUACAGCGUUUGCAGUCAUUUAUAGCGCAAUGGUUACUGAUACUCAAGACCUGACAUUUUUCUCAUGCAUCACGACUGCCUGGAGGAUGAAUAUUGGAGACUUUUCGACUGACACUUAUGAUUCUUAUCUAACUUGGGGCUUCCAUUGGUUCUUCACAGUCUUGAAUCCUAUAAUUUUGAUAAACUUGUUGAUUUCGCUUAUGGGAACAACGUUUGGGAGGGUGCAGGAAAAUAGAGAUAUUGCUGACAGUUUGGAGCUGGUCAAUAUGAUUAUUGAAGGAGAAACUUUAUUAUUCUGGAGGAGAAAUCUGGGACAAAAAACGUAUUUGCAGGUUUGCAUGGAAGAAAACAGCCAGGAGGAUCAAAAUCUAGAAGAGGAUGUCAGGAAAUUAAAGAAAAUCAAGUACAAGCUUGAUGAUAUGGCCAAAGAAGCUGAGAAGAAUGACGAAGAAAAUAUAGCAAUGAUUGAUAGGAUCAGCUCUGCGGUAAAUGAUCUCAAAUAUAAAAUCAACUAUGGAAGCGAAGUAUAG